This is a messenger RNA of Dermacentor silvarum, 3755 nucleotides long. Its product is annotated as sucrase-isomaltase, intestinal-like. The transcript is spliced from 7 exons. Bases 57 to 833 code for a protein of 258 amino acids. Gene Ontology annotation, molecular function: hydrolase activity, hydrolyzing O-glycosyl compounds. The record is from RefSeq and is a predicted model, not a curated record. Lineage: Eukaryota; Metazoa; Arthropoda; Arachnida; Ixodida; Ixodidae.
UCGGAUUACAGGGUGUUAAGACGACUUAUUAAACAAACCUAAAGUAAACGUCGCAAAUGCUGCAACCUAAAACGGUUACAGCAUUUGCUGGCACGCGCGUUGAAAUCGGUACGUUCGUGCCGAAGUGCACGAUACCACUUAAACAUGGAAGCCCUUCUCAAGCCGCUUUACCUUUGUUUUUUCAAGGUUUCCGCUGGACUAAAGCCACCUAUGCCCUCGACGAACAGUUCAUGUGGGGUUCUUCCAUCUUAUUUUCUCCAAUCUUAGACGAGGAUGCAACUACUCACUCUUACUACCUCCCGCCUGACGUCUGGUUCGACUUUGCGUCGGGAUUGCGUAAAGACGGAUCUACGGAAAUGAUGAGCCGUAGUAUAACGGAGAACUCAACACUACUCGUCCACGUUAGGGGAGGACAGGUGCUUCCAGUUCAGCCCGCACUGAAAAACACCAUGGACAGGACAAAAGUUCCGUAUGACCUUUAUGUUUACCCCAAAGACGGAUUCGCGACCGGUGAACUCUUUGUUGACGACGGCAUAUCUCAUGGAACCGUUGAUUCAAACCAGUAUGACCUCUUCAGUUUUAUUCUAGCUCAGAACCUCCUGCGUGUAUCGAUCAGCCAUUUUGGGAACGGGACGCGACAAAAUGCGACGGUCAGGAACAUUGUGUUCUUCGAUGUCGACGUUCCACCAACGAGGGUGACAAUGAACAAGAACAGCCUGUCUCAGAAUUCCGUGCUCCACGACCCCACCAAGAAGAGCCUGACAGUCACGGUGAACCUGCAGUUACGCUCUCUCAACAGCAUGGCUACGGAGGCCGUUCUGCAACUCUACUGAAAUAGUCGACGGCUACGAGAGUCUUAUCAGUGCCAUGCGCAGUUGGACCUUUAACAACAUGCGUUGUUCGAGGAAUGCAACAGAGAGUUUCUUACAGUACUACAUUGGCAGAAAUAUGGUGACGUCGCCCGUGCGAGUUUCCUAACGGACGCUGUGACAUUUGAAUGCCGGUACAUGAAAGGUUCGGUACGCGCUGCAUGUGGCUCGACCUGAUACGUUGCCAUGGCCGAGCCAGCGAUACCUUUUUCUUUCUUAUUCGCAAAUGGACCGUCAUGGAAAAUGUGGUUCAUCAACUUGUGUUAAUGCUUUCUCACAUAUAAUGUAACAGGUGAACAAGGAAAACGAAAAACCCAUUGUGGUUGAAGGUUGAAACCCGGGCAUAAUGAUCGCGGUCCUCGUCUUACCCCUCAUUCAGCGAGCCGAAGGUAGUGCGGCUGAAAUUUUGAUGUGAAUAUGCACCCUACCGCGAGCAGUCAUUCUUGAAUAAUUGCCUACAAUACAAAAAACAGCAUCUUAUACGCUUGUUUUAGUAGAGACUAAUAUAUCGGGACAACGCAGCGCUGAUAAUUGUGCCGCGUCUUCUAGGUGUCCUGGCCCCUCUCCUCUGACAAGAAGGUCAGUCUUACACCCCCCUCUACCCGACAUUUGCAUGCAUACAACAGCAUCGCAACGCCAUUUUCCUAUCUGCGUAAUUGCAAGAAAUUCUGAUAGAAUGUAAGUCGUGACUCCGGUAUCGCAUGUUGCCCGAACAUCUUGAGGUAGCAGUAUAGUUAGCUAUUUCUCAUUGGAAUGGCAAACAGCCCCACGUGCGACACAUGCAGCUGCGAUGAGACGCUCAUACAAAUUAUAUGUGUCUGGCCGCGCUCUAGUGCCGAGAGGCAAGUGAUCUGCACAGUUGCUGGACCGACGGGAUAAUCGUCCACUGUCAGAACUACAAGUUUUAGGCCAGAACUUCCAGAGAAACUCCGCGCAGAGAGGCUUUAUUCGCGCUACUAAGGUUCCUGCGGCCUAUGGGCCUUCAUGAUAGACUUUAAGAACGCCGCCUGCUAGUCCUGUAUAGUGUACGCGGUUACUUUGUUUGUGCUCGCCUCUCUUUCUCUCCUUCCACUCUCUCUCUUUCUAGUCCUCCACCCCUUUCUCCCGUGCAGGGUAGGCAACCGGAACUACGUCCGGUUAAGCUCCCUGCCUUCGUAUGAUUAAUUUAUCUUUCUUGCGGGGGAAGAGCCUUUUGUUUAUAUUGCAGACGGAGUAACGUUUAAGCGAACAAAUGAGAAGAGUGUCACGUGUGUUGCCAUGAAAAGACAAAACGAGGGUGGUGUGUGUGUGGAAUGGCGCGCGACGUAUUUAGUGCUUACGUUUGUCAUUCGCGCGAUGUAACGUAUGCUUUUUCUGGAAUUUCACGGCGUUGAAGCGCACGAAAUAUUUCAUUUGCUUGAAUGUUUGCACGCCGAAUGGUGCCGAGUGUUAGUCAUACCAUAAGCCACGCGUAAAGCACAGUGGAUUCUCGUUAAACGGAACCUCCAGAAGCGAGGAAGUAAGUUCCGUUUAUAAGGAAUUUCAUUUGCCGAGAGUUUGAGCUCAAGUCUACACAAGAUGCUCUUUUGAAAGGGGCGGGUAUUUUAUUGUUAACAGCAGGUAAUAGGUUUGGCGGGUAUCAUUAGAAAGCUUCUCCUUACAAAGUUUCUUCUUGCUGACUACAGCUAGCACUACAAAGCAUGACUGCAAAAUAAAAGUUAAUUAGUAAAAAGCAAUCACUUUCGAAGCAAUCACUUUCGAAGUGACGCAAUGUGGGGCAAUUUUUGCGCCGCCAUCGGAAACGCAAAGUAAGGUUACAGCUCAUUGACCUUGCUAGCACAUACAUACACACAUACAAUAUAAAAUAAAACAUUGCAAGCCACAAUCACGAUAGGGCCACACUGACGACGGCACCAACAAAAGCCAGCAAAAGCCACCUGCAGGUUAAAAAAAAAUGUGGUUCCGUACUAGUUUAUUGCACUGCCUUAAUUCAAAACCAACCAAUCAUAACGCUGCCGUUCCGUUUAAGCGGUAAUUUCGUUUAAGCGAUUUCUGCUUACCGAGACUUUACGGUAUAAAUUCAUUGUUACGUGGGUGACGAUUUCUGUAAUCGGGGGUAAUGCCUUCAUCAGAUAAGCAGAGUGGAAUUUACCUUAAUGGGUGCCCAUUUUGCUGGACCACAAUUUUCCUGUGAUGGGGAUUACGAAGUAAUGUAACAGUGUGAAUGUGCAAAUAAAUCAGGCAGUCUAGUGAAUGAAUUCUCUUUGUAUGGAAACGAAUGCGGAAACAAGUGUUUCAUAUUAACGGUAGCUUCCCUUCAAAUUGUGCUAUGAAUGGAAUGAAGCCGAUGGAUAUGUUCGCAUCCUAACGUGAGUGUGCAUGUGUGUGCGUUAAAAUGCCUAAUAAACCACUUCUUGUUUUCAACGUCAUUUAAUGUGACCACUUAAUGUCCUUACUGUUGACUUGUACAGUACUAGUACGCAUCUUAGUAUUUUUUUAUUAGUGGUUAUCUGCGCGCCCUCCCACGUGUGGUAUUGGAAGCGAAAUGCUUUGUUUGUCUAGUGAACAUAUAUAUAUUUUUUUUGCUGUGCGAAAUUUCUAUCGGUUGACUGUUGUAGGCGAUAAGUGUUUAUGCAGAGUGUUCUUAGUGACUUAGGAAGGCGGAAACAAGAGGUGAAGCGUUUGAAUCCUACUGCCAGCCACCAAUGUUCGCCGAGACAGAUUGGAGCUAAUAACCGCCACGAACUGCCAGUUGGGCCCGAGUAGUGCCGGGCGAAGUUCGAGCCAGGAAAAUAAAAUCCGUAUCAUGUGGAAGAACGUUUUUUUUUUUCUCGCUAAAACGUGUGGUGUCAAGAAAGUGUGAAAAUAAAUGUCAUAGUAUAUAUUGCUUCAAGUACGGCUCUUUUU